CGGAUAAGUAGUAAUGUGACUAUUAGGCCUACAUUUAACCAUAUUAACAUGGUGUAUUCUGUGCUUUUUCUUAGAAUUAUGAUGGAACUAUGAACAGAGCUAAUUACACACUCCCAGAUGCAGUAGCUCUUAUUGAUGUUCCCAAAUAUCUGGGCAACUUGAAGUACCAAGUGUGGAAGAAGAUGAAGGACGUCUGCCUUUACUAUCCUGUGAUCCUGAAUCCACACACAUCUUCACCUAAUGUUGUCUCUGUGUCAGAUGAUCUGACCUCUGUGACCUCAUCACGACCUCAGCCCAAAGCUCUUCCUCUGCACAGGAACCGUGUGGUGCUGGGGAGUGUGGAAUAUGCUAAUGGUGUUCACUCAUGGGAUAUUGAGGUGGGAAACAGUCGGCACUGGACACUAGGAGUGUGUCUUGGAUCGGUGGAAAGAUCUGUUGUGCAACCUUUGACCCCUGAAAAUGGCUUCUGGGGUCUCAGACGUGAUGGAGACUCGUACAUAUUGAUGGACACUGGGAUGUCCAGAUUAAACAUGAAGAGAAAUCCAGAGGUAGUCAGAGUAAAGAUUGACUAUUUUCCCUUCGAUCAUAAUGAUUUAUUUCUGAUCUUUCAGAAUCAGAAACACUGGAGGAAGGUGAGCUUUUCUGAUGCCAGGAGUGACUCAUUUCUUGCAGGAUUUACUAGAGUGCCAGUGGAGAAGGAACUCUUUCCUUUUGUGAUCCCAGAAGAUCAAUCUGUCCCUCUGCGUGUCGUCCCAGCUAAAGUUAUUGUGACUGUUGAACAGAAACUAUCGUUCACAGAGAGAGUCUUGAUCUUAAUCUUGGGUGUUUUUGUAGUGGUUAUAGUGAUAAUUCUGUCAUGAGCGAUAAAGCAAAUGAACAUCUGAGGAAAAAGAAAGUAUCAUCUGAUAUUCUGUGAGUCAGUCAAGACUUCAGUUCAACAAAACUCUGGUUCUUCAUUUGGUGUGAUCUUAUAAAGCUAUUGUAGAUGUCGUAACUGUUUCAGCCCUUACAGAACAGAAAUAUAUGGGAAUAUCCCAGCUAACAAAUAGAAGCUGUCAGAACGUUUUGUUAACAUUCUCUUUAGGUUAUGAAAACAUUUUUUCUGAAAGUUUUUUAAACUGAAAACGUUUUUUUAAUGUAAAAAAGAAUAAAAAUUACAGUCAAUAAUAAAAACAUACUGAAGCAUAUCAUGAAGUCACACACAAACAUCAAGAUUUUGGAUAUAAAUCACAACAAAGGUGACAAACAAAACU
Molecule: messenger RNA, 1253 nt
Organism: Megalobrama amblycephala (Wuchang bream)
Lineage: Eukaryota; Metazoa; Chordata; Actinopteri; Cypriniformes; Xenocyprididae
Product: butyrophilin subfamily 3 member A1-like
Exons: 3
Coding region: 90-860 (256 amino acids)
Molecular function (GO): protein binding
Source: RefSeq, a predicted model, not a curated record